GACAGUGGAGUCAGUGCAGCUUUCUCUUUUUCUAACACGUUCGGACUGUGGAACCUCUAAAAGUGAUCAUUUUAUUUCUACAUCGAUUCGAGGAAACUGAUGAUGAUUGAGGUUUGUGGUCUCUUCGGCGAAGAAAUCUCGUCUCUAAAAAUGAAGGAUGAAGCUGCUGCUUCCAGCUAAACUACUUUCCGGACUACUAAUGAUCACUAGUGUUACUGGAAGAUUGACGUCCAUGAAAAUCUUGAGGUAGAAACCUUGGAGUGUAACACCUUUCCAAAAGGGGGGUUGUUGUGGUUAUAGAGGCUGUGUAGGUAGCCGUGCAACAGCAGCAUCUUAAAACCUCUUCUCAUAACUUCUUGCCCAGCAUGUUGCCUCCGCGCCGACCCGUAAUGUUUUGGACCUCUGUUGAUCUCCAGAAUACUGAGACCAGACACUGGACUUCAGGAACAGCCCAGACUACAACAAACACUUGGAGAUCACUUUACACAAGAUACACCAUGGAGGUUGUACGGGCGUGGUUUGGUCGUGCUGGCGUAGGAGCCUGGCGGUCACGGAAGCAGGUGGUGUGGGCAGCCUGUGUUUUAGUCACUGUAGGGGUGGUUUAUUUACAGUAUGCACCUGGUGAGCCAGUAGAUCACCCAAAUGCACCUAGACACCGUGCAUUGAACACUUUAUAUUCAUCUCAUGAAAGGGAUAGCCAGAGUCCAUCACGUGACACUGGUAUACAUAUACAGCAUGUGAAGUUUGUAACAGGAGAAGAUGUUAGACAUCCAGGUGCUUGGUCUAACCAUAUUGAUGGGCAAGAGGCACAGAAUGGCAUACAAAAGGAAUGGAAUCAAAAUGAAAAUGUUAUAAAGUAUGAAACUCUUCCCCCCGAUCCAAAUGCUCUGCAACAUCGGCGUGCCGUUGAAGUUCUGCAGCAACGUGUUGCUGAACGUAAGGCACAAGAGCAGCAGCAGCAGCAGCAGCAGCAUCAUGAGAUCCAUGAACCUGCUGGUGCUGUAGUAAUACCUCAGCAAGACCUUGGGGCACCUGGAGGAUGGGGUGGAGUACAAUACAGGUAUAACCCAUAUGGAGAACCAGUUUAUGGUCGCACAGAUAGACCUAAUUACAUACCCACUCAUCGAUUAGUUCAUUUCGACUUAAAAGGUGCCCCUCCUAAAAUGUCUGCUCUUUUACAGUUACUGCCAUGGCUAGCAGCACAAGGUGCCACUGCUGUCUUACUGGAAUAUGAAGACAUGUUUCCUUUCAAGGGUCGUUUGGCACCUCUUGCAGCAAAGAACCACUAUUCCAGGAAACAGAUAACAAACUUGGUAACUGCUUGCAGAAAUAAUGGUCUGGAAGUAAUCCCUCUGGUUCAAACUUUUGGCCAUUUGGAAUUUGCUCUGAAGCAUGAGAGGUUUUCACAUUUACGUGAGGUACCAGAGUUUCCCCAAGCUUUAUGCCCAUCUCUAAAUGAAUCACUGUGGCUUGUUAAUUCUAUCAUCGAUCAAGUGAUGGCAUUACACCCUGGAGUCCGCUACUUGCACAUUGGAUGUGAUGAAGUUUAUCACAUGGGAGAAUGUGAGAAGUGCCGUCUCAUCCUGAGGGAAACGCUAUUCUUACAUCAUGUAGAAGUGGUAGCACGGUAUGUGCGCAGAAAAUAUAAUGCAAUACCUCUUGUUUGGGAUGAUAUGUUGCGUCACAUAUCAGAAACUGCAAUGCAAGAAGCCCAUAUGGGAGAACUUGUUGAACCUAUGGUAUGGGUAUAUGCUGAAGAUGUUUACAGGUUUGUACAACCAUCUGUUUGGACUAAAUAUGGUCAAGUAUUUUCGCAAAUUUGGGCAGCUUCUGCAUUCAAAGGUGCAUUUGGUGAACAGCUUACAGUACCAAAUGUUAGAAGACAUUUAGACAAUAAUCUUAAUUGGCUAGAUGUAAUGGCCAGUGAAGCAGUCAAGUUUACAGGUGGAUUCAGAGGUAUUGUUUUAACAGGAUGGCAGCGAUAUGAUCAUUUUGCAGUUUUAUGCGAGCUCCUGCCUGCAGCACUCCCAUCACUUGCUGUUAAUCUCAUUGCAACUUCUCAUGGUUAUUUUAAUUCAUCGCUUCAGGGGCAGUUAUAUCAAGCUCUAAAUUGCAUGCAGACACCAAAAUAUCAGACAUGGAUUAAUUUAGAUACUGAUCCUUAUUUAUGGGAUAAAUUUUCAUGGUGUUUCUUCCCAGGUGCCCAAGUAUUUAAAGUAACAGCUAGGCUUGAUGCAACAAAGAGAGAUGUAGAUUCCUACAUUGAACGUGUAACAAGAAGUCGUGGAUGGAUCACAGAUUACAAUCGUCGACAUAAUUAUUCUUCCCCUAUGCGUGUAGAUGAAGACCUAGAAGAGCUACCUACACGCCUACAUUCUGUUACAUUGCUUCUAAAAACUGCUAGAGAAGCACUGAGUGAAUGGUUUGAUGAUUGGACUGUAGGUGAGUGGCUAGAGCAACAUGUGUGGCCAUUACUGAAGAACCUCAAUACAAUUCAGCGAGAGUCGGAGAGCAUGAAGGCUGUGAGGUACUGGCCAGCUCGGCCUUUACCACUGUUACCAGAGCUUGCUUCAUAUGGAGUCUCACAGCCAACCCCUAGUAGUUUAAGAAGUACAGGAGAUGAAGACACUGGAGGUGGUGGAACUUAACGAGGGUUUAUUGUAUUAUAGAGUUCUGAAUUGGCUUAGGUAGACCCUUUACCCUUCAUACUGAAGGAUGCUGGUCUUCCUGUGCAUGGUGAAAGACAUGCAGAUUGUGAAAAAGUAAAAGUAUUUAUUAUGAGUCUCAGGUGAGAAUCAUCUGAAUAUUUUAUAUGAAAAAUUACCUAAGUAUUGAAUAUGUGUGUUUGUAGUGACCUUAAUUGUAUACAGUGCAGUAUUGUAGAUGUGACAUGAGGAUGUGAAACUGCUGCCACCCUAACAAUAUGAAUGCAACAUUUUGAAUUCUUUCAGUUUUAACACCUUUUGAACUUCCUGUCAUCUUAUUCUUGCACUGAAGAUUUAAACUACAGCAUAAUUUAGUAAGAAUAAUUAAAGUUCCUAUUGUAAGUCAAUAUUUAUGCUUUAACGUUUGAAGUUUAUACACAUUCAAUUUUCUUCCCUGUAUGCAUGAUUGAAUGUAUGCCUUCUUAAUACGCACGUAUGUAAUGUAUGAUGUAUACAGCAUAUCUAAGUCACUCAUUUGAUGUUGUGAGGGUAGCAGCUUAUUGAUGAUGAGCAAUGUUAGGGAUGUUUCCAGGAUAUAGACUUAUAAGAAGUAAUAUUAACAGUUGAACAAUGAAAUUAAUGCAAGGGAGCAUUUAUGUGGUGUGAUAAAAGUUUAAUCUUUCUAGAUAGUGUCAAGUGGAGUGAUUUCUUAAGAAUGAAAAAUGCUUAGAAUCUGCAGGCAUGAUAAAAUUUCAUUUACUAUAUUAUUUUUCUUAUUGCCACACUUAGAGCCUCCGCACUCUCAUAAUCCGUGUGUGUAGAAGUCCUAUUAUACUUUUUGCUUUAAAUAUGUUUGAUGAAAUGUUUAUAGAACUUGAAUAUGGCAAAAUUCUUCAUUUCUAUACUCAAACUACUGUACCUAGCAUGAUUUCUAACAAAGAUUUCUCAAAAUUGUGAAUAUUUCACAUUGCUUUUUAGGAAAUGUAUAAUGAUGUAUUUUUCAAGAAAAUGACAAAAGUAAAAUUUAUACAAAAGUAAUCAUAAAGUUGAUCAUUGAGUAUACCCUAAAUAUUUUUAUAGAAUGUUUGCAACAAUUUUAUAUAUUACUGCACCAAGCAAAUGCCUUAGUCCUGGAUGCAUCUCUAAUAUGGCACUAGCUCAAAAAUGGCAAUCAUUGAAAACUUACCAAUAAAAAUAUCUAUCAGAAGUCAUUCCCACUGAUUUUCCCAGUUGACCAAAGUGUAUAGCAAUAGUGCAGACUUUCCAUCAUGUUUCCAACCUGUGUAGAUGAGUUUAAUGUUUUGGUUUGUUUGUAAAUGUAUAUAGUUGAUGGGAUUCAUUUGAAGUCUGUGACAUAAUCAUUAUAAUUAUCCUGCAGCAGGAUGCCAUAUUGUUGUGUGUAUAUGUGAAUGUGCUGUUCCCCAUUUGUUUGGGUUCGCACAUUCAUGGGGAUGUGUCAUUGCAGGAUUCACUAGAUUAUCUAGUUUGGUCCUGUUAAUCUCUAACUAGAUGUUAAUUGUUUUCCAGCAUUAGUAGGAUUUUCCAAAUUCUACAGCUUGGAAGGAAAGAGGAUUCAGAAACCUGCUUCAUGCUGUCUGAUUGUUAGGGCAUUCCUGUCAAAUGGCUCUCGGAUGUUGACAUUUAAAUUUUUUCUUGCUGUGGAUGAAGUUUUCUUUAUUGACUCUUAACAGCACUGAAGCUUGUAGAAAUGUUAAUUUCAUUAUUGUCAAUUUUUUUUAUUUUAUGUAUAUUUCAAAGCACAGCAGUAGUGUAUUGGUCAUGGUUUUUUUCCCCUGACAUAACCCUUCAAGUUGCUUUCAAAACUGGUAAUGCAAAGUUCAAACUGAACUUCUUUAAAAUUCAGCUAUGUUAUUGGUAUCUGUCAGUAUGAAUGCUGUCUGUCUUUUGUUUUGGAGGUUUUAUUUAACAGGAAGAGCCCUGAAAGCAAGUUUGUGACCCAGGCCUUUUCCUCAGAUACGAUAUUUGUGAAAUGGGAAGUUCUCUUUUUACAUCAUGUAUAUAGAAUUCAUAUAUUGUAAUAGUUUAUCAGUAUGUGCCUAGUUGUUUCCCUGAAGUAGGUUGUUCCUACUACAUAUCCCAGUUUUAUAAAGAUUGUUUUUCCAAGCUCGUUGGGGCAGUGAAAUUUUGGCCGAAGGUGAAUUGGACACUUGUUUAUAUGAGUCGAGAGAUCUUUGAGCUUAAGACUUCAGCCCUAUUACAAGUACAGUACUGAAUUUGUUGUGAAUGACUUGUGUGAUCCUAUGGCAUAAUGAUGCUAACUAGCAGUGAAGUAACUGUACUGAAGGUUUAAACAUUGCAGUUGCCCUACUCCUGUGUGUGACAUUUUGAUUUACAUAAUUUUUCUCCAUGUUUUGCAUAUGUUGCAGGUGGAAGGGAUUAAAGUUUGUUGUGAUGAGAAGUUUCCAUUCAUCUGUAUCAGAUUGGUUUACUGACUUGUGCACAGAGUUCAAUUUUCUGGUAGCCCAAAUGCUCUGAAAUGUUUUAAAAAGAAAAAGGCAUCAAAGCUUCAUAUACAUACAUAUUGUUGGUUGUUUUAUCAUGCACUUGUCAUCUAUUGGAUGCUGCUGUAGUAUCCUAAUUGGACUUUGACAUAAUCUACAUAUCACAUUAUUUUAAUAGUUACUGCCUCUCUCAGUGAUGCAGUGUAACUUGAAUUAAUCAAAGCAUUGUAAAUAAUUACUGUAAAAAAAUAUGAAGGGUCAUUUUAAAAGCAAAUCAUAUAUGGAGGAAUAAAAAGAGGAGCUUGAAUGCAGUGUUGUACAUAUUUCCAAAUUGGAUUUUAAUUAUGUUCACUACAACAAUUUUUAUCACUAAAAGAAAGAAUUUUAUUUUAAAACAAUUUUUUUUAUAAAUUAUAACAACCAAAUUCAUCAUUAUCCUGAAUUAACAUAAUUGGUAUAAAUGAAAGAAUUUACUUUGCUUGUUUAAACCAUUUACUUAAAUCGGUUUACUAGACACUCAAGCCAUGCUAGUCAUAUUCAUCAUGUAAUUUUAUUAUAUUUUUUUUUUUUUUUGUGGUUGAGUUUGUAUACCUACUAUGCAGUCAAAAGUGACUGAAAAUGUUGUGUGUUCACUAAAUAUAGUAUGGGAAGUAGCACAGUGAUGUUUGCAUUAGCAUAUUUCAACAAUGCAGUGCAUUUAUAGUACUGUUAUAUAUUCAACAAGAAAUUUUUUAGUUUUCAAAAGAGCUUUUGAUACAUGUCAUGUGAUCAUGAAUCUUUGACCUUAUUGAAACUUGGAUUGUGGAAACGUCCUGAGAAGGCGAGCAAAAUUCAUGAACUUAGUUUAAUGCAAAUUUUGUUUACAAAUUUAAUGAGACUGCUAUUAACAUUUGUUGAAAGGAGGCUAGGGUAAAUUUCCUUGAAAUAUUCUCAAGGUAAAUCAUGAUGUGGUAGAAAAGAAUAGUAUUAGUUUUAACACUAAUGAGUAGGAUUUUCAUAGUUUUAUUUAACAUAUUGUACAGAGUAUGAUUGUCAGUUUUUAUUUUUUGUAUUGUCACAUUGUAGCUGCAUUUUGUAAGUUUGAGCCACUUUUUCCUUAGUAAGUUGUUUGGCACUGUGAUAUUACCUUUUAUUUUUUAUUUAAUUUAAGCUUUAUAGAUGUCAGCCAGAGCAAGAUUUAGAAGAACAUGGAAAAGAUGAUACAGCAGAUUUCCUUAUUAGUUUUACCACAGUUCUACCAAUGUCAGUAUAAUGAAUUUACAGGCUGUAUUGGAACCUAUUAUUUAGAAACUUUUUCAAUGUAUAAUUCUCAAUAUUAUACCACCUAUACAAACCUUCAUCUUCUCUUAUUUGCUUUGUUUUAGGAGAGCUGCAGCUAAUUAUAUUGUGUAAUAACCAAACAAUUUAAAAACUUAAACUGCUAACCAUGUUUGCUUGCACAUUUGCGCUAACUCUAACUUGCCUGUUUGCCAAAUCGGAACAUAUAUUUUUGUAUUAUUUAUAUUUUCAUAUGUGGCAUGAAUGCAUUAUGAUUUGUCUGAUUUCAGGAUGAUUAUCUUUUGUUUCAUGAUCUGUACAGCCUUCCUCACUGUAAAUAAAGUAAAUACAGUAUG
Molecule: messenger RNA, 6720 nt
Organism: Macrobrachium nipponense
Lineage: Eukaryota; Metazoa; Arthropoda; Malacostraca; Decapoda; Palaemonidae
Product: hexosaminidase D-like
Exons: 4
Coding region: 366-2648 (760 amino acids)
Biological process (GO): carbohydrate metabolic process
Molecular function (GO): hexosaminidase activity
Source: RefSeq, a predicted model, not a curated record